GCAAUUCGAGUGGAACCCGCCCACAGCCGGAGAAGACAAACUGGCCGUUGAAUUGGGCGUGAAUGGGAAUACUGGGAAUGCUGGGAAUACCGGGAAGCAGGAUGGCACGGUGGUGGAGAAUAGUCCUGAUUGCUGUGCUGUGGGAGCUCCAGAGUGUUGUGUGCCGUGAGGUGACUCUUCCACCAGGUCCAUUGUACCGAGUAGCAGGUUUCCCCAUGUCUCUGCCCUGCAUGGUUUCAGGCUAUGAAGGUUCAAGAACACAAGACUUUGAAUGGUUCUUAUAUCGUGAGGUUGCCAAGGAAAUACAGAUCGGGGUGGUGUCCACUAGAGAUAGGGGCUUUCCCUAUGCCAUUUUCCAUGAACGAGUGAAUUCAGGUGAGGUUCGGGUGGAGAGGGACUCAGGUGACAAGGCCAGACUGGUGAUUCAGAGACUUCGGCCAGAAGAUCAGGGACGAUACGAAUGUUACACACCAAGCACCGACUUACGGUACCAAGGCAGCUACAGUGCAUCUGUGGACGUCAAAGUGAUUGCAGACACUUUGCUGAUAACCCACUCUCGCAUUCUAAAUGGCCGGCCUGUCAUAGAAGGCACAGCCCUUCAGCUGACAUGUGCUGCUUCUGUCCAGUCAGCACAGCACACACAUUUGUCAGUCACCUUUGGGAUGCGAGGCAGUACAGGCUCUGGCUCUCUGGGCCACAAUUUAAAAGAAAUCAUCUCCAUCGACCGAGACCUGCGUGUAAACCCUGGCCGGGGAGGCUCUUAUGAGAAGAGAUACAAUAAUGGUGAGAUUUCUCUGGAGAAGAGGAGUGGAGAUGAAGGGAAGGACCUUUACAUUAUGAAGAUAAGUGUGCUGGCCUUGGAGGAUUCUGGUUCUUAUUUCUGUGAGGCGGCACAGUGGGUCUUGGACCCAUCAGGCCAAUGGGAACGCAUCGCCCAGAGAACCAUGGAACUGGGAAACCUCUCUGUGCAACCAAUCGCGGAUACUCUGUCUGUGAGCACAGUGCCAGUCGGUGAGGUGGCACUGCAAACCGGGUCCCCUCUCAGCCUAACGUGUGUAGUGUCAGGAGCUGGUCCGUGGAAUCGCUCAGCUCUGCUGGUGCAGUGGUUGCGCCGUGGGCCAGCAGGAGGGGUGGAAGUGGAGGUGGCCCGCAUGAGCCCCAACGGAGUGGUGAGUUGGGGCGACGACAUCAGUAGUGGAGGAGGUGGCAGCAUGGAGAAGGGAGCAGAGGGGAGAUUUUCUCUGCGACGCUUUUCUGCCCACCCGGCCGAUGCUGGACAAUACCGCUGUGCUGUGAGUGUGUACGCUGGGCAGCUUAGUCCAGCACCUUCCAGCCCUGCUACACUUACACAGAGGUCUGAGGGUGUAAUGGUCAGCCUCAAAACUAAAGAGGUGAGUGUGCUGGCAGUCAUCGAGUUACCACGUCGACCACUCCUGAAACGUGGAAGCACCGUCACCUUGCUCUGUAAUGUCUCUGUGGUGACCACAGGCCCCACUCAGUUGGAAGUGGAGUGGUGGCACAAGAAGCGGGAGCUGGACCAGAAAGAAGACACGACCCCAGAAAAUACCAAAGGAAGAAUCCUUGCAACACUGACCUAUGAUGGAAGGUCUUAUCUCUACAGUAAUGGAAGUGAAUUGAGCGUUGACCGCAUUUCUGCUGGAACAUACAGACUACGCAUUUUUUCAGCACACGAGGAAGACCAAGGGGAUUACUAUUGCCAGGCAGAUGUAUGGGCCCAGGACCCACAUGGAGUCUGGUACAAUACAGGUGCCAGUACAAAGUCAGCCAUGGCACAUGUAUAUUUAUAUGCACGAGUUGCUGACCUUCUCCUUAUACCACUGGUGGUUGGAAUCUCGUCUGCCCUGUUUGUGGGAGUGGUCAUCAUCUCCAUGGUAACAUGCUGUUUCAUGAAGCGACUUGCCAGGCAGCGCUCCCACGGAAGGAAGUAGGGAACUGGCCGGCAUCUCUGCAGUGAUUACUGGCAGGCCAAAAAAGAAAUUGUAUGGAUAAGAAAUAUAAAUAUAACUGAGUGUAACUGACUGAAGAACAGACUUCUGCUGGCAUGGUUGUGAGACACAGCUCUGAUUGGGGUCACAUUAUCAAUUCACACAUUUAAAGUGUGCCAUUAAGUUUGUUCUUUAAUUCGAAGCCACAAUUAUCCUAAUUGUGUUGAGUAUAAACUUUAACCUGUCCAGUAUGCAGCAUCCAAACUGGAUGGACCUUUUUUUGUUGUAUAUUUUUAUUUAAUUUGUGUGUGUGUGUGUGUGUGUAUGU
This is a messenger RNA of Tachysurus vachellii, 2274 nucleotides long. RefSeq names its product immunoglobulin superfamily, member 8 (gene igsf8). Bases 63 to 1949 code for a protein of 628 amino acids. The transcript has 7 exons. The record is from RefSeq and is a predicted model, not a curated record. Lineage: Eukaryota; Metazoa; Chordata; Actinopteri; Siluriformes; Bagridae.